Molecule: messenger RNA, 3155 nt
Organism: Fopius arisanus
Lineage: Eukaryota; Metazoa; Arthropoda; Insecta; Hymenoptera; Braconidae
Gene: Vha100-2
Product: V-type ATPase subunit a family protein Vha100-2
Exons: 14
Coding region: 298-2829 (843 amino acids)
Biological process (GO): vacuolar acidification; proton transmembrane transport
Cellular component (GO): vacuolar proton-transporting V-type ATPase complex; plasma membrane; vacuolar proton-transporting V-type ATPase, V0 domain
Molecular function (GO): ATPase binding; proton-transporting ATPase activity, rotational mechanism
Source: RefSeq, a predicted model, not a curated record
UCUGCAGUAUUACCAAAGUCGAUCAGCUGUCGUAGUGUUUACAUUCUCCGACGGCCGCCGGGUUCUCUUAUAGAGGGGCAUACGGCCUAUGGCCAGUCUUUUAGCGUCCGUCAUACCGUUGCAAUCGUCACGCAUAACCGACACAAAUAAAAAAUAACAUUGUUGCACGCAUUUGGAAUAAUUUUCGUGGGUGUAGGUGGUGAUCUGUGCAACAGGUUUUCAAAUGCUAGGGCGGACCAAUCACGUGGAUGCCAGUUAUUUCGGAGCAACUCGGAAAGGGAUAAAGCCUUUAUCAAUAUGGGGGGCAUGUUCAGGAGCGAGGAGAUGGCUUUGUGCCAGCUGUUCAUUCAGCCAGAGGCCGGUUAUCUUUCUGUCUCAGAACUUGGUGAGACCGGAACAGUCCAAUUUCGAGACCUCAAUGUCGAUGUGAAUUAUUUUCAACGGAAGUUUGUCAACGAGGUAAGAAGAUGCGACGAGAUGGAAAGGAAAUUGCGUUACAUAGAGGCUGAGGUGAAGAAGGAUGGUGUUCAGAUACUUGACAACCUCACUGACUUACCCAGGGCACCCAAUCCCCGGGAAGUUAUUGAUCUUGAGGCACACAUCGAGAAAACGGAGAACGACAUUCUAGAGCUGAGCCACAACGCGGUAAAUCUGAAGAGCAACUACUUGGAACUUACCGAGUUGCGUCAUGUACUUGAGAAGACUCAAGUAUUUUUUACCGAGGAGGAGGCAAAUGACUCAAUCACGAGAGCACUGAUAACCGAGGAGCAGCAAUAUCCAACUGGAGGUCGUGGACGUCUCGAAUUCGUCGCUGGGGUGAUUAAUCGCGAGCGAGUACCCGCGUUUGAGAGGAUGCUGUGGAGAAUAUCCAGGGGAAAUGUAUUUCUACGGCAGGCAGAGCUUGAUAAACCACUCGAGGAUCCGAGUACGGGAAAUGAGAUAUACAAAACGGUAUUCGUGGCGUUCUUUCAAGGUGAACAAUUGAAGAACAGGAUUAAGAAAGUCUGCACUGGUUUUCAUGCAUCUCUUUAUCCCUGUCCUAAUAGCCAUGCCGAGAGACUGGAAAUGGUUAAAGGCGUUCGUACUCGUCUUGAGGAUCUCAAUUUGGUUCUCAAUGAGACUCAGGAUCACAGACAGAGGGUGCUUCACAAUGUCGCGAAGGAGAUACCAAAUUGGAGUAUUAUGGUGCGCAAGAUGAAGGCGAUUUAUCAUACGAUGAAUUUGUUCAAUAUGGAUGUCUCCAAGAAGUGCCUGAUUGGAGAGUGCUGGGUGCCCAUGUCUGAUCUCGGAGUUGUGCAGAAUUGUCUGACAGAGGGAUCGAGACAGUGCGGUAGCUCUAUACCCUCAUUCCUGAACGUUAUUCAUACCGACGAGGAUCCACCAACCUUCAACAGAACCAACAAGUUUACCAGGGGAUUUCAAAAUUUGAUUGAUGCAUACGGUGUAGCAUCAUACCGCGAGGCUAAUCCGGCUCUGUACACUAUAGUUACAUUUCCGUUUCUCUUUGGGAUUAUGUUCGGUGAUGCGGGUCAUGGAAUACUCAUGGCUCUGUUCGGUGGAUGGAUGGUCGGCUGGGAGAAAAAAUUGCUUGCAAAAAAAACAGACAACGAAAUUUGGAAUAUAUUUUUCGGCGGUCGAUAUAUCAUUCUUCUCAUGGGCCUCUUCUCGAUCUAUACGGGAAUUAUCUACAACGACAUAUUCUCUAAAUCCGCUAACGUUUUUGGCUCUAAUUGGAACGUAACUUACGAUUACUCCACGAUAAGCGAUGUCGGAAAGCUCACACUAAACCCGAAUUCAUCGGAUGUCUACGCUCAAGUGCCUUAUCCAGUCGGUAUGGAUCCAGUCUGGGCCCUUGCUGAGAAUAAAAUUAUUUUUUUGAAUUCAUACAAGAUGAAAUUGUCAAUUAUCUUCGGGGUUGUUCACAUGAUCUUCGGUGUAUGCGUCAGCGUUAUCAAUAUUGUGCACUUCAAGCAGUACUCUCGCCUAUUUUUCGAAUUCCUCCCACAAUUACUGUUCCUCGUAUUGUUAUUUGCUUAUCUCGCAGCGCUGAUGAUCAUCAAGUGGUUUCUCUAUGACGCCGCGUCGAAAGAUUUUGCCUACACCCCAACAUGCGCUCCGUCAGUUUUGAUCACCUUGAUCAACAUGAUAUUGGGUGGCGAAACAAGUAUGCCAGAGGGCUGCUCACCAUACAUGUUCGCUGGCCAAGCGGCUCUCCAAAAAGUACUGGUACUGGCGGCUCUCGCUUGCGUUCCAGUUCUGCUCUUAGGAAAGCCCUUAUGGUUCUUAUUCAACAGAUCAUUAACAAACAAGAAAAAACGAAGAGGUCAUGGUGUCCCAUCGCAGGACAUCGAACUCCAGACUGAUAUAGUCGUAAAUGCAUCGAAUGGUGGAACAGGUGGGGCUGUUGGAUCAGGUCAUUCGGAUGAGCACGAGGAGGAUAGUUUUGGCGAGAUAAUGAUCCACCAGGCGAUUCACACCAUCGAGUAUGUCCUCUCGACGGUCUCCCACACUGCCUCCUAUCUGCGACUCUGGGCCCUUUCAUUAGCUCAUGCUCAACUCUCUGAAGUACUAUGGGGUAGAGUGAUGGCGGUGGGAUUGGGGGCACUGGAGGGCGAAUGGUGGAAAUCAGCACUCCUGUUCGUUGUCUUUGGCGCGUGGUCAUUCUUCACUGUUGCUAUUCUCGUUAUGAUGGAGGGAUUAUCCGCCUUCCUCCAUACACUCCGACUCCACUGGGUUGAAUUCAUGAGUAAAUUCUACGUGGGCCAAGGAUACAUGUUCCAGCCAUUCUGCUUCAAGAGUAUAAUGGACACCGAAGAUGCUGAGGAAUAAACUCCUCGUUUGAUAUCAUAAAAUUGUCAGAAAUUGUACACAUAAUGAAUUACUAGAUUCAAAUCAGAUACCCAUAUUUUCCGAAAUUCUACGAUUCAACUGAUGCUAAACUUUGGUUGUAACUAUUUUAUCACUUUUAUGACAAACUUUUUAAUGCAAUUCCCAACGUUUUCAGCUGUUUUCUACUCGAUGCAAUAAAUUCUUGAAUGAAGUGCGCUCGAUUGUGCCUAACAGAGCGGCUCUAUUCUUCCCGAUUUUAUCGUUGAAUUGUGAGUCAACUUGGAUUAUGGAUAAUUGAAAAAUAAAAAGAGAAGAUGAUCCAUAAG